This is a messenger RNA of Alexandromys fortis (reed vole), 3582 nucleotides long. It is a transcript of the gene Eif4ebp3, whose product is annotated as eukaryotic translation initiation factor 4E binding protein 3. Gene Ontology annotation, biological process: negative regulation of translational initiation. The record is from RefSeq and is a predicted model, not a curated record. The transcript has 3 exons. Lineage: Eukaryota; Metazoa; Chordata; Mammalia; Rodentia; Cricetidae. Gene Ontology annotation, molecular function: eukaryotic initiation factor 4E binding. Gene Ontology annotation, cellular component: cytoplasm. The coding region runs from base 2991 to 3293 and encodes 100 amino acids.
UUGGCUCGUAGAAGCAGGAGAACAAGCAUGAGUUCAAGCUAAUCAGAGGCCAGCAUGGUGUGCACCCCUGGACUCCCAGCACUUACAAAGUAGGGGUAGGGGAUCAGGAUUUUAAUGCAAGCCUCAGCUCCAUGAAACGCUUAUCUCAACACCACUUAUACCUGCCCGACAAAAGGAACAAAGGUUAGACUUCAUACCUGAUUCUUUCCUAGUGUUGAAGACCUUUGGACCACAUUGUAAACUGAGAAGAGACAAACAAACCUGUAGAAAAACAGCUUUAGAACAUCUUGUUCUGUGACUAGCAAGAAGUACUUGUACCAAACAAUACAGCUGGUCGUAUCUUCCUAGAGGACCCUGUCCUGGGGUGAGGACUGUGAUGAUGUUGCAAUUUCCAUUUACCCACAGUGAUCUGGCAACUGACCACAGGCUAGAUCUUUCACAUUCACUCUCUACUUUAGGAAAUGAAUGUGGAAAUUCAAGUGUGUUAAUACCACAUCCAAUAAAGGUCAUAAAGCCCAGCAUAGUGGCCUGUGCCUGAAAGUUCCUCCUAAGGUAGAAAGAUCACUUGAGCCGAGGAGCUCAAUACCAAUCUGAACAAAAUAAGAAAUCCUUCAUAUCAAAAUAAUAAUAGCAGACAUGAGCCUGGGCUUUAAGAUAUAAGAGGGCAAGAUCAUGAACAUGUUAGAUGAUUUCGAACCUGUCUGUGAGAACUUUUCACUUACAUACGUGAUCCACCUGCCUCUGCCUACCCAGUCCUGGGUGUAAUGAUGUGUGCCACCAAAUCCAACUUGUUUCACAUUAUUUUCGUGGUACUGCUGGGAAUUCAAAGCUGUUUACUUAAGUGGCAGAGACCUGGCAUUUGCCUUAUAGGUUUAAUUGUAUCUCUGGUUGUUAAUCCUAGGCAUAGUUUUUGUUUUGAUAUUUUGAUUGGUUGUUUUUGUUUCUGAAUCAAAUAGUAAUUAAUGUUAAACCUGUGACAUAAACUUCUGAUGCUUUAUCCGGGUUAUGCAGUUGUAUGGGUGUGGAGUCUGGCUUUUUUUUUGUAGUUUUCUAGCCCUGCCAGCCCAUUGUAUGUUAUAGGAAUAACACUGGCUGCUGUUUUAUAGUAGAGAUUCAAAGAAGGAAGACAUCACUUCACAUGCACCUUUCUCGAAAAACUCUAGAAUUUAUUUGGGUUUCAUUUUCAUUUUGACGAUGCUAGUGACCAAACCCAGGACCUCUGGCAUGCUACACAAGCACUCUACCAGCUGGGCUAUAUCUUCAGCCUCUAUAAUUUUUAUGUUGCCUCACUAUGUAGACCAGGGUGGCCUCAAACUUGAAGAUCUGCCUGCUUCUGCCUUCCCAGUGCUGGGACUAAAGAAUGUGCUACCACAUAUAGCCUGCCCCUUUAGUUCUACUUGUUUUCUCAGUUUGUUUUGAUGAAUCAUUUUAAUUAAAUAUUAGUAUGUAGACCUCUUCUUGCACUACACCUCCUCAGAUUAUAGCUUCCCAUACUCUUGUGUUUCAUUUCUGAAUAAGUAGGCAGUCCCCCGCCCCCGAACCAGUUGUUACAGCUCCUUAUAGUGCUCUGUCUUGUUACUCUGCACACAGUAUUCAUUACUUAAUAUAAGCUAUGCCCCUGUUUGUUUCCCCUUUUGUAGUUCCAGCUACCCAAGAUUCUCAAAGCAGGAGAUUGGGAGUUACCCUAGCUUACCUCCAUUUUCCUCAGCCUGUCCUUGAUCAGAUCACUUCACCUUCCACCUUUAAAUUUUUAUUACAAUUAUUGGGGAGAGGGACAUACACAUGUCAUUGUGCCUAUGAAGAGGUUAGAGGACUGCUUGCAGGAAUUGGUUCUUUUCUUCCACUUCAUGAGGUUGGAGCUUAGAUCAUCAGGCUUGGCUGUUAGUGCCUUAAUCUGAUGAGCCAUUUCACUGGCCCCUACUUUGUUGUUCUGUAUAUCUGAAUUUCCUCCAUUUCUGUCUCCAUUGCCACUGCCCAAUGGACUCAUUUUCAGAAUCACCAUCCUCUCUACUCCAUGCCCCUACUCUUAACCAUUAGGCUAUUUUCUCACUUUCUUUAAAAGUUGAAAUUGUCAAGACAGUUAUCCAGUCUGCUUAGGCAUGCACCACUUUGUAAGAGCCUCCAAUACCUUUUGGGGAACAAUAAAAUAUAUAUACACCUGCUACCUGGAAUGUGAUUUUUAAAACCUGCAGCUUAUGCAUUAACAGGAAUUGUCCGUCCUAUCAAGCUCAGCCAGGCUUGGUGGUGCAUGCCUUUAAGCAACGGUCAGAGGUAGAGCUUUAAAUCAAAAGCCAGCCUGAUCUAUGUACCAACUGCAGGCCAGCUAGAUCCUGUCAGGCCAGUGAGAUCCUGUCUAAAAUAAUAAUAAUAAAAACAAUACUGUCCACUCUGUCAAACCUAUCUUUGUUCCUUUCCAGAGAGCUAACAGGCUAAGCCUUCCUCACCAAGUCUAUAGUUAGCUAUGUCCAUCAAAGGGCUGACCUCUGCACUCAUGAUGUCUUGGCUACAGCUUUCCCUGUUCCCAUCCCCUAGUUUGCUGAACUUUGAGUAGACCUGGUGUCACAUUCAAAAAGCCUAUGAUUUCCUGUUAUGCUACAAGCACAAAAGGCUUGUAUGCUACAAGCUACAAAGCUGGGCUGAAGGACCCAAACUCUAGUCACUCAAGAUCUGUGGGCAUGUUUCCAUCAAAAAGCUUGGUUAAUAAGUACAUUACUGUCUGAAACUGUUGGAAGAAAUGGGUACAACCGUACCUCCCGACAUCCAGGAAUAAUUAGCAAAUAAACUCUCAAGUCAGAGCAGAUCCUGAGAGCUCCUAGGCAAGUGGUCGGAACCCUCAGGCUGAGUGACUGGCCAAUGGCCCACCCCGGGUGUGACGUAUCCUAGUGGUGUUGCCUGCUGCCACACGUGGUCAGCUGAGACUGCCUGCCUACACUUCAGACCUGUUUUCCCGUGCUUUCAAGGCACCCGCUGUUGCCUUCCUACUGCUCGCUAUGUCUGCCUCUAGAAGUUGCCCUAUUCCAGGGUGUCGAGACCGGCUCUCAGAUAGCUACGGCACCACGCCGGGGGGUACACUAUGUGCCACCACCCCGGGAGGCACCAGGAUCAUCUACGACCGAAAGUUCCUGCUGGAGUGCAAGAAUUCUCCCAUUGCCCGGACACCUCCCUACUGCCUCCCUCAGAUUCCCGGGGUCACAAUUCCCCCAGUCCCACCCUCCAGGCUGGAGCUGCUGAAGGAACAGAAGCAGACAGAGGAAGAGACAACCGAUGACGAACAAUUUGAAAUGGACAUGUAAUCCAGUGCAAGAUGACCUGUGUGGAGUUACGGAUCUCUCAUGCCACUGUUGCCACCACCUCUUCUAGGGUAUUCAAGGGCAGCUGGCCUCAUCUAGUCUGGAAGAGAGACUUGUUGGUUCUGGGCUUCCUUUAGUUCUGAGGCAGCUGGACCAGGGAUAGCAGUGGACACUUGCCAAGGCCUCAACUUUCUCUGGUCUAUACAUAUUCCUCCCAAAUCCUGGCCCUCAGAGCUGGCACUGGGGAACAGAAUAUGUCACCUUCUGGCUGCUUAGUAAACAUUCAAUGAAA